Auanema sp. JU1783 is the source of this 633-nucleotide messenger RNA. Lineage: Eukaryota; Metazoa; Nematoda; Chromadorea; Rhabditida; Rhabditidae. The record is from the annotation of a GenBank genome assembly.
AUGUCCACUUUUGAAUCUCCAUCGUUACUUAGGCAAUUUGAAAUGCUUUUGGAUGGCAGAUCGUUGUUUGUCAAUGCUCACUGGAUGGCUGAACUUUCUCCUUAUUUCCAUCAAAUUUGUUUUUGUACAAACUUUGAUGAAGCUCGAACAGGCCGUGUGGAGAUGAGGGAUGUGCAUUUCUCCGAUGUACUACAGCUUCUAAAUUAUUGUUGUCCGGAUAAAGAGCAUCUCUUCUCAAAGAAGAUUGAUGAUUUGAAUUUCGCUGCUCUGAUUCACUGUUCGAAUCGUUUUCAAAUUCCAACCGUUCAACGAGAUUUAGAGAAGUUCAUAGAGAUUGAAAUGAGUAGAGAUACUUGUAAACUAACACCGGAAACACUCAUCGAUGUAAUAAUAGAAGCUAAUUAUGCUAAUUAUAGACCAUCUCUCAUGCUGUGCAUAUACAAGAAAUUAAGUAAUUUUGGAGAAGUUACUAUACGAGAAGCUUUAAAAGCAAAGCAACUACCAGAAGAUAGUUGUAAAGCCGUAAUGGAGGAAACAGCCAAAUACAUUAAAGUAAUCCAUCCACCAAUCAUUCGACAUAACAAUUGGGACACCAGACAUAAUUACAAUUGGGAGCAAAGAGUUUUCUUCUAA